AUGGCGUUCCCAGUGAUUAACAUGGAGAAGCUAAAUGGUGUGGAGAGAGCAGCCACCAUGGAAAAGAUCAAAGAUGCCUGUGAGAACUGGGGCUUCUUCGAGCUGUUGAACCAUAGCAUAUCCCCUGAAUAUUUGGACACCGUGGAGAGAAUGACAAAAGAGCACUACAAAAAAUGCAUGGAGCAAAGGUUCAAGGAAUUGGUGGCGAGCAAAGCCCUUGAAGGUGUCCAAUCUGAGAUCAAAGAUAUGGACUGGGAGAGCACCUUCUACUUGCGCCAUCUCCCCAAGUCAAACAUUGCUGAGAUCCCCGAUCUCGACGAUGAGUACAGGAAGGUGAUGAAAGAAUUUGCGUUGAAGUUGGAGAAAUUGGCAGAGGAGCUUCUGGACUUGUUAUGUGAGAAUCUUGGACUCGAAAAGGGGUACCUCAAAAGGGCUUUCUAUGGAUCAAGCGGAAGUCCAACCUUCGGCACCAAGGUUAGCAAUUAUCCACCAUGCCCUAAACCAGACCUGGUCAAGGGUCUGAGGGCCCACACAGAUGCUGGUGGUAUCAUCUUGCUAUUCCAGGACGACAAAGUCAGCGGCCUCCAGCUUCUCAAGGAUGGCCAGUGGAUUGAUGUGCCACCAAUGCGUCACUCCAUUGUUGUCAACCUUGGUGACCAAAUUGAGGUAAUCACCAACGGCAAGUACAAGAGUGUGGAGCACAGAGUAAUUGCUCAAACAGAUGGCACUAGGAUGUCAAUAGCUUCUUUCUACAACCCUGGAAGUGAUGCAGUUAUCUAUCCAGCACCAGCUUUGGUGGAGAAAGAAGCAGAGGAGAAAAAACAAGUGUACCCAAAAUUUGUUUUUGAUGACUAUAUGAAGCUGUAUGCUGGACUCAAAUUCCAGGCCAAGGAGCCAAGAUUUGAAGCCAUGAAAGCUGUAGAAACUAAUGUCAAUCUGGGUCCAAUUGCGACUGCUUAA
Molecule: messenger RNA, 960 nt
Organism: Dovyalis caffra
Lineage: Eukaryota; Viridiplantae; Streptophyta; Magnoliopsida; Malpighiales; Salicaceae
Source: the annotation of a GenBank genome assembly